This is a messenger RNA of Aspergillus homomorphus CBS 101889, 4490 nucleotides long. Its product is annotated as RNA helicase aquarius. The transcript has 4 exons. Gene Ontology annotation, biological process: mRNA splicing, via spliceosome. The record is from RefSeq and is a predicted model, not a curated record. NCBI's taxonomy places the organism in Eukaryota, Fungi, Ascomycota, Eurotiomycetes, Eurotiales, Aspergillaceae. Bases 65 to 4324 code for a protein of 1419 amino acids. Gene Ontology annotation, cellular component: catalytic step 2 spliceosome. Gene Ontology annotation, molecular function: helicase activity; mRNA binding.
GUUGAAGCAAUUCUUCUUCUCCCUCCCCCGCUCUCCUCCAUUCCCUCCUCCCCUACGUCUAGGAAUGGGCCUCCAGACACGUCAGGCGAUGGCGCCGGGCCUUGACUCCAGACCGAGCGUGGACGAUUUCCGGGAAGACAGUGCCUGGGUGCAGCUGGCUAAAUCCCACUGGCUGGAGGGCUCCAAGACCCGCAAAGUCAAGCAAGAUGUCAUCAAAAAGGAGAUCUGGGAUCCCCUCGAGGCCGAGAACUUUGGCUUCCGCUCGCUUCUCACGUUGGAGAACUUGAACAUCCUGGAGAAGUAUCUUUGGCCGACCUACACUGAAGAUGCGUCGAAUUACCAUGUGUUGCUGCUCGUCUUGAUUGUGAGUGUCAAGCAGCGCGAACACUUACCGAUAUGGGAGGUCUUCUCCGAUCGUCCGGACGAUUUCUCGAACCUUUUCCAUCGAAUUCUCUCAAUGAGCAUUGAUCCUUCCCUUGAUGCCUUCCCACGACUGUCGAUCGUCUCUUUCAUUAUUAGUGCUUUCCAAUCCGUCGAAAAUACCCUGAUCCGCAAAGAAUGCGCCCCUCUCGUUUCCAUUUCCAUUUGGCACAACCUCUCCAGCGAAGGUGCAAGAGAAUCCUUACUAGCAAAGAGCCCUGGUCUGAAGAAAACUUGGCGAGCAGCAGCGAAGCGGUACGACGCAGCGGACGAGGCCGGCAAGGCUAAGAUUCGCUUCGAGAGGUCAUGGCUCUACACGAUGGUGCUGGAUUUUCUCCGCAGGUUGAACGGUGCCGAUAAAGACCAGACGCAGAACCUGAGAUACUGUGAGCGGUUUCUCGAGUUUCUCAUUGAUCUUGAAAGUCAGCCUCCCACCAGGCGCUACGUCAACACACUGUUGAAGGACCUCAACCUCCUGGCGGUGAUCCGUCUGUCACCACUCUACCGCUCGCCCGAGAAUGCGCUUUUGCGCGACCUUUGCGGUCUACUGAAGCACUUUGCGUCGUUUGCCAUCGACGACUUCACUGGAGAGGCUCUGUCUUCCCAGUCGGUGUAUGAUGUCCACUGCCAGGAGUUGGCUCGGUUGCAGAGGACAUCUAUGAAAUAUUUUAAGGACAAACUUAUGAUCCUGGCCCUGUCUAACUAUGGUUCUAUUGAGCAACGUUCCGAAUUAGAAGGUCAGCUGGCUUCAUUGGAGGAAACCGAAUUGCAGAGCCUCUGCAGCCAUCUCGGGUUCCGGACCGAGUACCCUAAACAGUCGCAAGUAACGCCUAACCGCCAAUUGUAUCUGGAGAUUCUUCUCUCGUUCUAUGAGCGGAAGCCGACGUUCCAGGAAGCUGCCUCGCAGCUCAGCAUUGUUCCCACGGAGGAGAACCUCUAUGAUCCUGCACUACUACGCAAUGAGAACUACGAUGGGUCCACACCACUUGCUAUCCCCAAAUUGAACCUUCAAUACCUUAGCACUGGUGACUUCCUCUGGCGUUCAUUUCUCCUAUACCGCUCCGAGGCGUUCUUCCAGAUCCGGAAAGAUAUGGAGUCAGUUAUCAAGCGGAUGCAGCCCCGCGCAAGUCGCGAUGGCAAGACUCUAACUUUCGAUGGGUUUUCGAGGAUGGCUAUACCAAUCACAAAGCCCGCCAUAAUCGAAGUCGCACCCCCUAAGGUCGGCUCUGCGAAGCCUGCGUUUGUUCGGGCCGAGAUCGCUAUCGAAGUGGGCAGGUUGGCGGAUCACAUUCGAAGAGAAUGGGAAUCCCUGCGCCCAGAUGAUGUUAUCUUCCUUCUGGCCGUGAAGUCGGAUGGAGCCGUGAAGUCUGGACUUCGCGAGCCCGAAACUCCCGGCCUAACACACCUCCGAACGGCGGAGAUAGUUCAGGUGCUAGAUGAAAACGGUCGGCCUCUGCGAGACUUUUCUUCGGGUCAGUCGAAUGGCUAUAAACACAAACCUCGUGUUCGAAAAUUACUGGUCAACCUGGAUCCCGCUGCUUUCAAAACAGACAAGGAUGCACUUGCGCGAGGAAAGCCUGACGUCUACACGUCGAUCAAUGUGGUUGCGAGAAGGAAGGGAAGAGAAAAUAACUUCAAAUCCAUUCUCGACACUAUGCAGAAACUGAUCGUCUCAGACAUUACGCUGCCUUCCUGGAUUCAGGAUAUUUUCUUGGGUUACGGGGACCCGGCCGGAGCUCGAUACACCGAACUGCCCAAUCGACUCAAGUCUGUCGAUUUCCGAGAUACAUUCUUGGAUUGGCAGCAUCUAAUUGAAAGCUUUCCCGGUAGGACCAUCGAGCCCUCGACCACCGAGACAUCCAGCUUCGGCCCUCCGUAUGUGUUAGAAUAUGUUGAAGAGCUUACUCAAGCUCCAUCAGCCGGCACAAAGAGGCGGCGCAAGGAGCAAUCAGAAAAGGCAUCAGGUCCCAAGUCGCUACGUGUUUCGACAUACAAACCGCCACAUCCGGGGCCUUAUCCGAUUGAUGCCCCCAAACUCAACACAGUGCGCUUCACCCCGGCGCAAGUGGAGGCUAUCGCGUCAGGAACCCAGCCCGGGUUGACUGUCAUUGUUGGCCCUCCUGGCACUGGCAAAACUGAUGUCGCUACGCAGAUCAUCAACAAUAUCUAUCACGAUUUCCCAAAUGAGCGCACACUUUUGAUCGCUCACAGUAACCAAGCAUUGAACCAGCUCUUCCAGAAGAUUGUGGCUCUUGACAUUGACGAACGUCACCUUCUCCGUCUCGGUCACGGUGAGGAAGAGCUAGAGACCGAUUCGAACUACAGCAAGUAUGGACGAGUAGAGUCGUUCCUUGAAAACCGCAACUAUUUCCUCAGCGAGGUCGCACGGCUAGCAGCAUCGAUUGGAGCACAAGGCGCCCAUGGCAACUCCUGCGAAACUGCCGGAUACUUCAAUACAGUCUAUAUUCAGCCUGCAUGGGCUAAGUUUUGGGAUCAAUCACGUGCCGAGAAUGUUUCCAGUGAGGAAGUCAUCGCAGCUUUCCCGUUCCAUGCCUAUUUCGCCAACGCACCACAGCCUGUAUUUGAGCCUACCGCUUCGAAAGAGACUGUGCUUGAUGUGGCGAAGGGUUGCCAGCGGCAUAUUGACAAGAUCUUCGCCGAGCUGGAAGAUAUCCGACCGUUUGAGAUCCUGCGUCAACAGAAAGACAAGGCCAAUUAUCUCCUUGUGAAGGAAGCGCGGAUAAUCGCCAUGACAUCAACGCAUGCAGCAAUGCGGCGCCAGGAGAUUGCUGAUCUGGGAUUCCACUAUGAUAACGUCAUCAUGGAAGAAGCUGCACAAAUCACGGAGAUCGAGUGUUUCGUUCCCACUGCACUGCAGAACAUGAAGAAUGGAGAGCUUCCUCUCAAGCGCGUGGUUCUCUGUGGUGAUCACUUGCAGAACUCGCCCAUCAUCCAAAAUAUGGCCUUUAGGCAGUACGCACAUUUUGAGCAAAGUCUUUUCCUCCGAUUGGUGAGGUUGGGGGUCCCUGUUAUCACGCUUGACCAACAGGGCCGCGCCAGACCAAGUAUUGCGGAACUCUUCCAGUGGCGCUAUAAAGAACUCGGAAACCUUCCUACGGUGGAGACAGUUGAGGAAUACAAACGGGCAAAUGCUGGUUUUCAAUUUGACUACCAGUUCAUCAACGUCCCUGACUACCAAGGCAACGGUGAGCGAGAACCCACGCCACAUUUCAUCCAGAAUCUGGGCGAAGCGGAAUACGCCGUCGCCAUCUACCAGUACAUGCGUCUCCUUGGAUACCCUGCCUCAAAGAUCUCGAUCCUUUCGACGUACGCCGGCCAAACGGCCUUGAUCAAGGAUGUUUUGAACCACCGCUGUGCCAAGAAUGGACUGUUCGGUAUGCCUAAGAUUGUUACAACGGUAGACAAAUACCAAGGUGAACAAAACGACUACGUCAUUCUUUCGCUUACUCGAACCCGUACUGUCGGAUACCUCCGCGAUGUCCGCCGUCUAACCGUUGCGCUUUCACGCGCCCGGCUGGGACUCUACAUCCUCGGUCGCCGCGAAGUGUUUGAGUCGUGCUACGAACUUAAGCCCGCUUUCGACCUCUUAUUCCAGCGCCCGGAUAAGCUCAUGCUUGCGCCGGGCGAGAUGUUCCCCUCUACACGCUUGCAAGAUGAUGAUGUCCAGGGCACGUCGAUGGAGAGCGUCGAGCAUCUUGGACAGUAUGUGUUCGAGAUGACACAGGCCAAGCUCAAAGCUAUGGGCGAAGAGAACAUCGCCAUAGACAAUGAGAUGCAGCUCGCCGAUGAGGAUCAGGUGGUCGAUGAGGAUGAAGUCAUGAUGGGCACCGGCGAAGAUAUGGACGAUGAUCCCCUGCACGAACAUACCCUCACGGGCGCUUGAAUCAAGUGCCAGAGGUCGACAAUCUGCCCUUUUGGAAAUCCACCUACCCAUCAUGUACGUCUCUAUGUAUGCUUUCUAUAACUACAAGUACCCUGAUUCCCUCGGGAAGCGAAUAUAUGAACGUGUGAUUUUAGACUGAGCGCUUCAAUGAAGCCACGGUCAUGAC